UGGUCUUCGCCUAAGUUCGGCAAAUUGGUGGCCGAAGAGGCGCGACGUAAAGGCUUUUUGCGAUUCAUUCACUCGCGAGUGAUCGCAAACGCCGAAGAGAUCGCCUUUUAUGGCGGCCAUCAAAUUGAGAUGAAUAUUCUUCAGAAGGCGUACAAAGACUUGGCCCGACAGAUGAAUGUCAUAUUCAAUAAGCGCUUGUGGUAUAUAAUGCUCGAACAGUUCCUAAUGAAGUACGUCUGGAGCGCCACCGGAAUGGUUAUCAUUGCCGUACCCGUCAUGACAGGCAUGACUGGUAUGUCACGGCUCACGUCCGGAUCCGACGAUUCCGACCACCCGUCCGACGAUGUGAGCGAACGGACACAAUAUAUGACAACCGCUAAGAAUAUAUUGAUCGCCGGCGCCGAUGCUCUCGAACGACUUCUCUCCUCCUAUAAAGAGGUGACAGAGUUGGCCGGAUAUACGGGUCGAGUGUCCAAAAUGUUGACAGUGUUUGAAGAAGUGAGUGAAGGCAAGUUCAAGCGAACCAUUGCUAAGUCGUCCAACAAACUCAAAAAGUCUAAUCAAUCGUUGCUUUCAUUUCACGACGGAAUGCCUGAAAUUAAAGGUCAAGUGAUUGAAGUGAGCGGUUAUGUGCGGUUAGAGAACGUGCCUAUUAUUACACCCAAUUGUGAUAUUGUCGUUCCCAGUCUUUCCUUUACGAUGACAACAGAUAUGCAUUUGUUAAUUACUGGUCCUAACGGUUGCGGCAAAAGUUCAUUGUUCCGAAUACUGGCCGGACUGUGGCCUACAUUCGGUGGCAAACUAGAGCGACCGAACUCUAAGCAAAUGUAUUACAUCCCUCAGCGGCCAUACAUGUCGUUGGGAACACUUCGGGAUCAAGUCAUAUAUCCGGACGACUGGGAAACGAUGCAAAGCAAAGGCGUGACCGACGAAGACCUGAUGGAAAUCCUAACUCAGGUUCAUCUCAAGCAUAUCGUUAUACGAGAGGGCGGUUGGAGUGGAAGAGGAGACUGGAAGGACAUAUUAAGCGGCGGUGAAAAACAACGCAUGGGAAUGGCCCGACUCUUCUACCAUCGGCCUGAGUUUGCGCUUCUGGAUGAGUGCACGAGCGCCGUCUCCAUAGACGUCGAGAGUCAUGUGUACCAAACGGCCAAAGAUAUGGGCAUUUCGUUGAUUACGAUUACACACCGGCCGUCGCUCUGGAAAUUUCACACACAUUUGCUUCAGUUUGACGGAGAGGGCGGAUGGCGUUUAGAGCCAUUGGACACUUCCACACGACUCACACUCCGCGAGGAGAAGGAGAAACUCGAGUCAUCGCUCGGAGGGGUUCCCAAAAUGCAGAACCGUUUGCAAGAGUUGUGCUCAAUAUUAGGCGAAGACAGUGUCCUUCUGUUACGCAAACACGACGACGACUACCACUCUAUUAACUCCAGUUCCCAGAAGUCGGAAGAUUCAGCCGAUUUGUCUGAUGCCAGUCAUGUCAGCACUCUUUCCGAUUGCUGA
Medioppia subpectinata is the source of this 1503-nucleotide messenger RNA. Lineage: Eukaryota; Metazoa; Arthropoda; Arachnida; Sarcoptiformes; Oppiidae. The record is from the annotation of a GenBank genome assembly.